This is a messenger RNA of Aphidius gifuensis, 2344 nucleotides long. RefSeq names its product IQ and ubiquitin-like domain-containing protein. Lineage: Eukaryota; Metazoa; Arthropoda; Insecta; Hymenoptera; Braconidae. The coding region runs from base 166 to 1755 and encodes 529 amino acids. Gene Ontology annotation, cellular component: acrosomal vesicle; motile cilium. Gene Ontology annotation, biological process: cilium assembly. The record is from RefSeq and is a predicted model, not a curated record. The transcript has 8 exons.
GAGAAAUAAAUAAUGUUUUAAUUUUUACAAUUUGAAAAUCAAUAAAACAAAUGACAUUAUGUUGAAAAAAGAAAAAAGAAAAUAAACAAAUUAAUUAAAACAUUAAUUUUUCUUGUUUUUAAAUGAUAUUUGUCUGCAUUAAAUAUUAGCAAUUUUAUAUGAACAAUGGUUUUGAUAGUAGAAGUUGAAGAUAGUAAAAUAAAAAAGCCAUGGCUUGGUGGUUGGUCAAAUCGUGUAACUGGAAUUGCUUAUGUCAAUGCUGCAUCUCAAACAGGACCAUCAAUGAGAAUGAAUUCAAAAAAUUGCUGCAGUCAAAGUGUACAAAUUAAACAUAAUAAAAAUGCAUCUUGUCAAUCAACUGUUGACGCGUCAACUCAAAUGUGGAGAAAAGAUUGUUUUAUUUCUUGUGCCAAUGAUAAGUACAUGACUGUGAAAUAUUAUGAUGAAAAUAAAUCAACUUUUGACUUGGAUAAACAUGCACGAAUUAUACAAAAAUUUUAUAGAUCAUAUAAAAUGUUAAAAAAUAUCAAAGAGUGUACUUUUGCGUACAGAAAAAUUGUAGAGGAUUGUAAAAAAUUUGAAGAAGAACGAGCAGAUUUACACAGAAAAAGAAAUCAAAUGGAAAUUAUUCGUCAAACAUAUCCACAAAUACGUUCAGAUUUCGAAAAGCUAUACAGUUUAAUAGAAACCUGGCGACAAUCACGUUUUAAUUAUAUUAAAAAAAAAAAUUUUUUAAACACUGUAAAAACAGAGAAUAUUUUUAUUCUAAAAAAAACAGUAGAAAUGUUAAAAGAUAUUGAAUCACAUAGAAGUAUUAUUGCUAAAAAUUACCAGGAAAAAAAGUCGAGAAAAUUUUUAGAUUUUCAUUGUAAAGCAUUAAAAUGGAAUGGCUAUAAAGGAACAAAAAUAAAAAUGGUCUCAUUGAAAACCCAACGAGCUCGUGAAUAUAAAAAAAUUUACAAUGAUUUAAACAAAAAUGACAUGACAUUAGAAAAGAGACUUGAAGUUUUAAAAUCAAUAAAAAAACUAUUUAACUAUCAUAAUUGUAUUUCUUGGAAUGAGCUUGUAAAUUUGAUUGAUCAAGAAAAUGAACUUUUAUGUCGUGGAAUUAAUCAAAUUCAUUUGGAAAAUUUACGAAAAAGAAUAACAUUAGGAUUUUUGUAUUUUGUACGAAAUUCUCAUGAUUGUUGCAACACUGAAAAUUCACAAGAAAUGGAAUUGAAUGAGCCAAAUGAAAAGAAAAAAAUUGUUUGUCAUUAUUGCAAAAAAUUGCUGGCAUUUGAUAAAUUUUCAUCUCAUGUUAGAAUGAAAAAAUUAUCAAGUGUGACAGGAUGUGUUUGGUUACAUCAACAAAGUAUUGAAAAAAUUGAUUACGAUCCAUAUGUUUAUCUGUUAAAUGGUAUACGUGCUGAUGAAAGUAAAAAAAAUUGUUUUUCAACAUUACUUUAUGUCAUACACGAGCCGGAGAUUUAUCAUCUUGUUAAAAAUAUAUGGCGUGGUAAAUCAAUCGUCAGUGAAAUUGAUGAUAUAUUUCGUUUACGACUUGUUAGAUUUAAUGGUAAUGCUGAAUGGGCACCAUGGAAUUGUAUACUUCUUACUGAGGAAGAGAGUGAAACACAUUUUUUUAUUGAAGAUCUUACAACAGUUUAUUCAAAAACAUUAAUUCAUAAAAUAUAUUUAUUUCAUGAAAUUGCUAAAAUUCAUUUUCGUGAAUUGAUAAGAUUUGAAAAGAAAUUUCGUGGCUCUUCUCGUUAACGUAUGAUCAAGACUUUCUUGACUCAACAACAAUAAACUACUAUUGAAAAAAAGAAUUUUAAAAAUAUAAAAAAUAACAAAAAAGAAAAAAUAACUGGUAGUAGUUUUUUUUUGGAGAUUUGAAAGAGCACUUAAUGUCAAAUAAAUUGGCUUUGCUUUCUAACAGUAUCCUCACAAGGAUAAAAUGCCAAUAGAAAAAUAAAAAUAAAAUUUCUUUGAUGCAUAAAAUAAUCGACCAAACUCAAUUUCUUAUUUCAAUGACCAAGAAUAGCCUCUCAAUCUUUGUGUUACAUUAAAACUUUGAGCUUGACCCUUUGGCUUUGUCUUGAUCAUUAGUUCCUGGUGACUUUGGAUAAUUAUUAUUGUGCCUGAGGUUGUGCCUUUGUGUGUCGUAAAGAGGAUUACAGAGAUGCCGAUUGAAAUUGAAGAUGACUAUUUGGCCAAAAAAUUUCUUGGUGGUUGGAAAAAUUUAUUAACCGGAAAAGAAUAUCACGAUGGUGAAUGUCAAACAAUUUUUAAUCAUGGAAAUAAAUUAAAUAAUAAAAUAUUAGUAAGAAGCAGAGUUACCCAAACAUCAAGCAAAUCAAAA